AAUAUUUGAAAACGGAAUGAAAAUUAUGUUAUUCUCAAUUUUAUUCUUAAUUCUUGCAAUGCAAGCGGACGCUGGUGGGAAUUGCGAAAAGACGCUGAAACUGGAAUCUACCUGUGGAAGUUAUUGUUAUAAGGUCGUAAGGCCUUUUUUAGAUCAUAUGAAGGCAUUACAACAAAAGACCGAAGAUAAAGAUGAUGGGAGACGGGAAAAGCUCGAAAAAAUUGAAGAAAAGUGCGGAAAGGCCGAAAAGAAUUAUGAUGAACUAGAAAGAAGUCUACAGAGUAAGUGGGAAAAACUUGAAGGCAAGAUAGAAUUGGAGUUGAAAAGCACACAAGAAAUGUGGAAAAAUUUCGAACUAAAGAUCAAACAGGAGUUGGAGGAGGUAAAGACAUUACAGCAAUCGGUCAUAGACACAUAUGAUUACCUAGAGCAAACAUUGUCAGAUAAGUUUGAAAGUCUUGAAAGAACUAUCGGACUGCAGUCACAAAAUCUACAGGUGACUACAACACAGAAGCCAACUCCUCGACAGGUUCUCGCUGGGAAUGCUGGAAAUGGUCAAUACUAUGUUGACGACAAUAAUCGGGUUAAUUUCCACGAAGCCAAAAGACGAUGUGAACAAUUAGGUGGAUAUUUGCGUGGCGAUGUAAGUUUAGAUGCGAAUGCCAUUAUCGGUGUUUACAGAAACAGAGUUUUUUGGACUGAUGGUGUAAACGGAGAUGGAAAAUGUCAAACGACUAUAUUUGCUAGAAAUAUUAUUAAAAUUCGUAAAGAAAAUUGUCAAAUAAAACGUAAUUUUAUCUGUUCAAAAGGUAAUUAAAUUAAAAGAUUGUUAAGCCAAAUGGAAAAUGUCAAACGACUUUAUAUGCUAAACAUACUAUUAAAAUUCGUAAAGAAAUUUGUCAAAUAAAACGUAAUUUUAUCUGUUCAAAAGAUAAUUAAAUUAAAAGAUUA
This is a messenger RNA of Drosophila innubila, 951 nucleotides long. RefSeq lists its product as uncharacterized. The coding region runs from base 17 to 817 and encodes 266 amino acids. Lineage: Eukaryota; Metazoa; Arthropoda; Insecta; Diptera; Drosophilidae. The record is from RefSeq and is a predicted model, not a curated record. The transcript has 2 exons.